GCCCGGCGAAGGUGGAGGCGAGCGAAAGUGGAGGAAGACCAAUGAUGAUGAAUGAAACCACUCCAGUCCGAGCAGGAGCUGUUAAUGUUCCUUAUGGGCAUGUGAUUGGCAAUGAGAAGUGGAAAGGCUCACAGAUCGCUCAUGGGAUACAAGGGAAAGUUACACUCAUUCUAGAAGAUGGCCUGGGAGUUGUGGACUUCCAUCUUUCUAAUAGAGUCUGUGUCCUCUAUAUUUCUGAAGCAGACCUGGUUGCAGGAAAUGGCUUUAGAAGACGACUUGUUCGUUUCAGAAAUGCCUGCAAUCUUCAAGGAAUUGUAAUAGUUGAAAAAACCCAGCUAAGUGACCAGUAUUUCCCAGAAGUACAGAAAUUUGUGGUCCUGGAACUUGGAAUGUCAUUACUUCCAGUGGCCAACCAGGGAGAAGCAGCACAACUGAUUAUCCAACUAGUGCAGGAGCAAACUAAGGAUCGAGCCAGCAAUCCCUUCCUUGAUAAGAAACGUCCCAAGUUUUUAGAGGCUUCUGUGUUACAAACUGUUCAGCAGAUUCCAGGAGUUGGGAAAACCAAAGCUUUGCUUCUCCUACAGCGAUUUGGGACCCUCCACCAGCUUUGUAAUGCAUCUGUCCAGGAGCUUGAACAAGUAGUUGGACAUGCUCUGGCACAACAGAUCCAUAAGUUCUUCACGCACACAAAGUGAUCGAGCUUGUUGGCUGAGCAUCUCGGGGGGGUAGUUCACAUCGGCUUAUAGAUGAGAGGACUUCUUAUUGUUGGGUAUAUAUUUAUUUUUGGGGG
Molecule: messenger RNA, 790 nt
Organism: Varanus komodoensis (Komodo dragon)
Lineage: Eukaryota; Metazoa; Chordata; Lepidosauria; Squamata; Varanidae
Gene: FAAP24
Product: FA core complex associated protein 24
Exons: 5
Coding region: 42-695 (217 amino acids)
Biological process (GO): interstrand cross-link repair
Cellular component (GO): Fanconi anaemia nuclear complex
Molecular function (GO): chromatin binding
Source: RefSeq, a predicted model, not a curated record